ACACCUUCUAAAUAAAUUUAAGUAUUUCUUCCAUCUUUCUUAACUGUAUGGCUCAGUUUAAGUUAUUUUAGAAACAAUCAAACAGAGGACCCUCCUCCUGAAGUCCUAAAAUGCGCUCUACUCAUACUCCAGUGGCUGGUCCCAAUGCCAGGACACCUCUGCUUCAGUCCACCAUUGAGAACAAUGAUGUGGAGACCAGAGUUUACAAAUCAAGAUUUUAUGUUCUUGGAGUAUUUUCCCUAUUUAGUUGUUUUUUGACUUGGCAGUUCAAUACAUGGGGACCUAUCAAUGAGAGUAUAGUGGUAGCCUACCCAGAGUGGUCAUCUGCCACAGUUGCACUCAUGCCCAACCUGACCACUGCAAUAUUUGUGGUGUUUGUGUGGCCCGUGUGCUGGCUGGUUGAGAAGCUAGGGCUGCGAGCUGCUAUGCUGAGUGCCUGCUCCAUCACCUCCGUUGCUCUAGCUCUGCGCUGUGCCAACCAAGACCCCACAACUUUCACUGUGUUAUGCAUGGUGUCAGCGUCGCUGCAGGGAGUCGCUAUGACCAUCAUGCUGGCUGUGCCACCACUACUUGCAGUCGACUGGUUCCCUCCCCACGAGAGAGCUACAUCCCAAGGGCUGAUGUUCGCCAUGGAGCAGCUUGGGCUGAUGUUCGCCAUGGAGCAGCUUGGCAAGUGUNUCAUGUACAUCACCACGGCCGUGUGCUUGGCGCUGUCAGUGGCGGUGAUCCUUUAUUUCCCCGCCCGCCCUCCCGUGCCGCCCUCCGCUGUCGCCGCCGCUGACCGCACGCCCCUCCUGGAGGGCCUCAAGGGCCUCCUCAGGGACGGUCAGGCGUGGGUGGUCAUCGUAAGCUACUUCCUGUACUCCGGUCCUGUGUUCGUAUGGGUUGCGGUUCUCAACUACUCCCUCCAGCCCUUCAAUGUACAUCAGGACGAGUCGAUGUGGCUGGCGGGGACGGCCAUCGUGCUGUCGUCCUUCGCGUCGCUGCUGUCGGGCCGCUACACGGACGCCAACUGUGGCCGCCUUAGACCUACGCUGCUGGUGCUGCUUCUCUCCACAAGUGCCUUCUUUUAUUGGUUUCUCCUGCUUUCUGAGGGAGUCAUUGCUUAUACCAAGUGGCAAGUGUACGUGAGCGUGGUGUGCGGCAUCUCGUGCCACAUGGCGUGCGUGCCCGUGUUCUACGGGCAAGUGUACGUGAGCGUGGUGUGCGGCAUCUCGUGCCACAUGGCGUGCGUGCCCGUGUUCUACGAGCUCACGCAGGAGCUCACCUUCCCGUGCCCUGAAGUCGUGGUCGGCGGAGUCGUCGCGUUCGCGGACAGCGUCUCUGCGUCGGUCUUCCUUUUCGGUUACCAGUUCACCAAGACCAACUUCGGUUGGGUGCCCUACGUGCUGGUGCUGUCCAACGCGGUGACGGUGUUGCCGCUUCUCCUCGUCAAGGUCGAGUACUCGCGCUCAGAGCUCGACUCCCGCGGUCCUGGCGCUGUAGACGACACAACUUCAUCCAACUACCUCUACGGCAGCAUGGAUACCUGCAGUUCUAACAGUGUACAGUCGUAGCAUCUGCCUUGUACACGUAGAAACACUUCCUCCAACUGCCUCUACGGUAGCAUGGAUACCUGCAGUUCAAACAGUGUUGAGUCGUAAUUAUCUGCCUUGUACACGUAGAAACACCCGAGUUCGGUCCAUGCGACCAUGCAUCAUCAAUUUCAUCAUGAAUUUCUACAUCUGGUCCCGUCUGAUGGGAACCGUUCAGUAUCUCCCUGAAUUGCUUCUUUUAUCUGCCACGCAUCCAAGUCCUGGGUUAUACCAAGCCGUUGAUGAGUUGUAGCGAUCAUACUUUCCUUUCUUUGAAUUUCUUUGCCGUUGUUUCUUCCUAAAAGAAAAACUGUGCAAAAUAUUUUAAUUUGUCGUUCUUCAAUGUCGAGAACAUUUGAUUUUAGCAACAUUAAAUGUCAUGUCACCACGAAUUGUAAGCGUUGGUGCGCUGCCUAAAGCACCAAGUCUGAAGUAUAAUGUACAGUCUUUAUUGUGCUGAUCAUGGUUAGAUCAAGUUAUACAAGCGUGCUGAAGGUGAACAAGAGCUGGUUAACCAGCGUUUUGUUAAACUUAACUGCAUUUAGCAUUUAUGUCUUUAUCAGUCAUUAACACCGCAGGGUACAUGCAUUAUAUUUAUUUUCUCGUGCUCAAUCUUGUACUUAGUUCAAACUAUCUAGGAUUAUCACUUAAAUCUUUGGGUUGUUAUGGUAAUCCUAGAAACUGUGCUCCAGUAUAUUGUUUUCCUCCUUAUUUAUCUGCAUCUUAUGUGCAAGUUCUAUGGCUAUAUACUGUGUAAUCUUAUUAAAUUGUCGUCAUCUCAGCCGUUUAAGGCACCAAGAGAGGCGUUGAAUCUUGCUCAAGGCUUGCUCUUCAGGCUAAAAAUAAUGAAUUUCGGUUUGAUUUUUAACAGGAGUCAAGAUUUAUUCUUGUAAGCAUUAGAGUUCGCAGCUUGAUCAAAAAAGAUUUAUGAGAAUAACAAAUUUAAAGCCAAUGAUGAUCAAAAGAGAUAAAUGCAAAGCUGAUUUCUUGAGUCACUAUCUUGUCUGUUGGAGAAUAUCAUCACAAGCAACUCCUGGAUCGGUAAAUUUGGUGAGACUCAAGCAAAUUUCGCUUGUCCUUUAUCGAUAUCCAGAUACUGAGAUGUGAUAUUAUGUAUAUCUAAUAACUUAGCAAUACUGUAUCGAGAGUAUCGUGUUUCACUCUUCUCUGCCACUAGUCGAGUCCAUUAAAAUAGGAUUGAAUAAAUGUCAUUUUGUCUAUACGACUUUAAAAGCAUUUUGACGGACGUUAGAAUGAGCCCAACGUUAAACGAAACUAGCGCAGUUGUUUGUUGUUAUGGCCUUUCUGCUGGGAUAGCUGAGAGCGGCGCAGUUGUAUGUUGUGGCUCCCGUCGUAACUCUUAUGUUGUGUUUGCUAAUUGAUUAAUUCGAACGAAAUUAGACAUUCUCAGGCAUUAUAAAGUGAUCAUCAGGAAUAUAAGUGGCCCAGAAAGUGUAUUAUUUAUUUGUUGUCCGUCUUCAGUUGAAUUGUAGCAAUAAUUACCAAUAAUUUAUUUCACGUCUAUUCUCGUUGUAAUGUUGUAAUGGAAUGCAAGGUUGUACGUUAACGUGCACCACUGAGGAGUUGAAAGUGAUGCCGUGGCCCCAGGCUCAGCUGCCCCGCGUCCUGAGCUUCGCGCUGUUGGUCUCCUGACUGUGUGGCAAAAGAGUUGGGUUUUUGUGUGAUGAAUUCAUGAUUUUGAAUUUAUUCAUGAUGACUAACAUUCAUUUAUUUUGUCAAUCUGCGCAUUUCUAAGCAUUUCAUUUCUAUCGAUUAGACGAAUACCUCGUUGCCCACAAGUGCCUUCUUUAUUAAGACACAUUGUAUAAAGCCGUUUGUAAACUUGUCAUUUGGUGAAACACAUUAAUUGUUUUGCUGGACCGCAAAGACAAUUGACUGACAUUAUGUAGCUGGUAGUUUGAUGAAGCACAAUGAGUGUGAGGACGUAUCUGAACAUUAGUAAUUCCUCACAUGAAAGAAAAUACUGAAGAAGAUCAGUAAACUUAAUUGGACCGAUAACAAGUGGCUGUUACAUGAAACUAUGUACCUCUGCACAAUAAGCAUGGCUGUCUCAUAUUCAUUUAUGCUGAAAGCAUUUGUAGCUAUCGUGAUGUAUCGCGCUGCGGCGGUCAGCUCAAUAAGCAGGACUGUCUAUUGUAUGCACUUUGCUGUGUAAGUUUACAAGAAACUAAUCGAUAAUAUUGUAAAGUAUGUGCAAUUCAAUUAAUGUGUUGAGAAUUAUAUGUCAGUUUAUGGAUGAUACUGAUACGCAAGUUAUUGGUGAUUAAGAACAAUCAUGUAUUUACUGUUGAAAAUGUUGAUAUUUACAUUACAUUUUAUUGUCCGUGUCAGCAAGAUUGUAAUGUACGAAAUAGCAUUUUUAUAAUAUUAUUGUCCUCGUCGCCAGUUAUUUGUUAUUUUUUUUAUUUAUUCCAGUUAUUUUCAGUGUUGCAGACGCCAAAAUUUCAGUGUCUUAAGUUACGUCAGACGUAUGACUCGUAUAUGUAAUAUUAUUUAUAACCCAUUAAGCUAAUAGCGCCAUGAUCGUAUAGUCAGUUAUGAUCAGGGGACGAGCUUAAGUCAGCUCCCACAUGAUGAACUUUGUUCCUCACUACUUAAUUUAUUAUUUAAUAUCGUACAAACUUUUGCUGUAAGGUUGCGGAAUAAAUAUAUUCUUUACAAUACUUGUUCGUAUAUUACAGUUCAUAUAUUUAAUACCAUAUCAAACAAUAACGUAUUUAAUGUUACGAUAGAUCACAUGCACAAUAAUUAUGUACAGUACAGUGGGGAAGAAAAAAGGACCACGGGCCAUACUUUCAAAACUCGCCAAGUGAACGUAAGUACUUACACACUAUU
Molecule: messenger RNA, 4430 nt
Organism: Hyalella azteca
Lineage: Eukaryota; Metazoa; Arthropoda; Malacostraca; Amphipoda; Hyalellidae
Product: solute carrier family 49 member 4 homolog
Exons: 13
Coding region: 111-1556 (481 amino acids)
Biological process (GO): transmembrane transport
Cellular component (GO): intracellular membrane-bounded organelle; membrane
Molecular function (GO): transmembrane transporter activity
Source: RefSeq, a predicted model, not a curated record